CCAACAACCACGGUUGAAGCCUUCACUCGCAAUUGAACUGUUUUCUUGCUGGACAAAGUGUCUAUGCGCUGCAGAUCGCUCGCUGUGUUCACCUUCAGAUCCCAAUGGCGCAAAUCCCUACUCCGCCCGCUUCCCGUUCAGCUUCACCAGCUCCGGAUUCCGAACCCAAGCAAGCUCCUGUAGCAGAUGCCCCGGAGGACUUGCUGCAGUCGCUAGACAAUCUAUUGGAGCGGUAUCUGCACCUUUUAGAUCAGCAUCAGAAGUUGCAAGCUGAACUAGGGUCGAAGCUCUCGUCGGGGUUUUUCUCUCUUGCCCAAGCCAACUAUACUUGUCCACCGGGCCGACACUAUGGGGCAGAUUACUAUGAUGAGCGCAUGAAGGCGACAAGAAGAGUGACUCUACAAUCUCCUACCAACCUGGCUGAGGAACGCUACGCAACGAAGGACAACUUACCGCCGACUGACACCGAACAUAGCGGUUCCAACUCCAGUAUAUUUGGGAUCGAAUCAGUUACCGUCCAACAUUCAGAGGACGAAUCCGACACGGACGAGAAGCCCGAAUCAGAUGCCGAUGCACCUGAGGAAGAUCGGCCACAACGCGAAGAGGGAGAUACCCAAGCUGGUGAGCUCUCAACCACAUCCGAGACCCUCCAAACAGAGCCCGAUGCGGAUGAUAAGCCCAAGCGAUCGAAAAAGAAGAAGUUUCGUUCUUCGGACCCGAUCCACUGGUACGGGAUCCUGGUACCCCCUUAUCUUCGCAGCGCCCAAAAGUCCUUCACCGAAGUCGUUGAGAGUCGCCUUCCCCAACUCGCUAGUGUCAUAGUUGAGAUGCGCAUCGUGGAGAAGGAAGUUCGUCGAGUGCGGAAUGAGCUGGGCCAGGUUUGAGAGAGGCUGGUGGUGCUCGCAGGGUCCUCUUCUAGGCCACCAUGCGCCAGAAGUAAGGUAGUGGUGGUGGUAGUGAUGGUAGUGGUGAUUGAAGCGAUGUGAAAGGCUCAAGCUGGGAUCAGUUUCCUGCCUGUCGCCAGGAUCGUGCCUCAGGCAGUAGCCACUCCCAUAUUGUAAAUUCUUGACUUGUGCAUAUAAAUAGACUACAUGCAAGCUACGGCAGUUGAUAAGUAAAUAAAUGAAGAGCAAUAUGGAUAGAAG
This is a messenger RNA of Aspergillus piperis CBS 112811, 1145 nucleotides long. RefSeq lists its product as uncharacterized. The record is from RefSeq and is a predicted model, not a curated record. The coding region runs from base 105 to 884 and encodes 259 amino acids. Gene Ontology annotation, biological process: vacuolar proton-transporting V-type ATPase complex assembly. Gene Ontology annotation, cellular component: Vma12-Vma22 assembly complex; extrinsic component of endoplasmic reticulum membrane. NCBI's taxonomy places the organism in Eukaryota, Fungi, Ascomycota, Eurotiomycetes, Eurotiales, Aspergillaceae. The transcript is spliced from 3 exons.